Messenger RNA from Dichotomopilus funicola, 960 nucleotides. RefSeq lists its product as uncharacterized. Gene Ontology annotation, biological process: carbohydrate metabolic process; pentose-phosphate shunt, non-oxidative branch; pentose-phosphate shunt. Gene Ontology annotation, cellular component: cytoplasm; intracellular anatomical structure. The coding region runs from base 1 to 960 and encodes 319 amino acids. Lineage: Eukaryota; Fungi; Ascomycota; Sordariomycetes; Sordariales; Chaetomiaceae. Gene Ontology annotation, molecular function: transaldolase activity. The transcript is spliced from 5 exons. The record is from RefSeq and is a predicted model, not a curated record.
AUGUCUAACUCUCUCGAGCAACUCAAGGCCACUGGCACGGUCGUCGUCAGUGACUCUGCCAUUGGCAAGUACAAGCCUCAGGAUGCCACCACCAACCCCUCCCUGAUCCUCGCUGCUACCAAGAAGCCCGAGUACGCCGCGCUUCUGGACGCUGCCGUCGCCCAGGCCAAGACCAAGGGUGGCUCGAUCGACCAACAGGUUGAUGAUGCCCUCGACAACCUCCUCGUCCAGUUCGGCACCAAGAUUCUUGAGAUUAUCCCCGGCAAGGUUUCCACUGAGGUUGAUGCCGCUUUCUCCUUCAGCACGAAGGCGUCCGUCGACAAGGCUCUCCACAUCAUCGAGCUCUACGAGAAGGCCGGUAUCAGCAAGGACCGUGUCCUGAUCAAGAUUGCCUCGACAUGGGAGGGUAUCAAGGCCGCCGAGAUCCUGCAGCGCGACCACGGCAUCAACUGCAACUUGACCCUUAUGUUCUCCCUCGUCCAGGCCAUUGCUGCCGCUGAGGCCGGUGCCUUCCUCAUCUCCCCCUUCGUCGGCCGUAUCCUCGAUUGGUUCAAGGCCGCCAACAAGAAGGAGUACGCCAAGGAGGAGGACCCGGGUGUUGCCAGCGUCAAGAGCAUCUUCAACUACUACAAGAAGUACGGCUACAAGACCAUUGUCAUGGGCGCUUCGUUCCGCAACACUGGCGAGAUCACUGAGCUCGCUGGCUGCGACUACCUGACCAUCUCCCCUAACCUUCUCGAGGAUCUCCUCAACUCCAGCGAGCCCGUCCCCAAGAAGCUCGACGCUUCCGGCGCCAGCGCGCUCGACAUCCCGAAGAAGACCUACAUUGCCGAGGAGGCCAACUUCCGCUUCGAUUUCAACGAGGACCGGAUGGCCGUCGAGAAGCUGCGCGAGGGUAUCAGCAAGUUCGCUGCCGAUGCCGUUACCCUCAAGGACAUCAUCAAGGCCAAGCUGCAGUAA